Molecule: messenger RNA, 1159 nt
Organism: Episyrphus balteatus (marmalade hoverfly)
Lineage: Eukaryota; Metazoa; Arthropoda; Insecta; Diptera; Syrphidae
Product: probable chitinase 10
Exons: 1
Coding region: 4-894 (296 amino acids)
Cellular component (GO): extracellular region
Molecular function (GO): chitin binding
Source: RefSeq, a predicted model, not a curated record
ACAAUGAAAGUUUUAAUACCUGUGGUUUUCUUAAUUCUAUGUGAAACCUCUUUUACCCAAACUGCUUCUAUUGGAAUUACUCCAUCAGCAACUGCGCCAUGUAUUGAUCAACCAAAUGAUAUCCUUCUCCCGGUUAUCGGUGAUUGUAGUCAAUUUUACGGAUGUAAAAAUGGCAAUACAAUUUUAAGAAAUUGCAUGGAAGGCUUGUUCUUUGAUUCGAUAACCAAAAACUGCACCGAGCCUUCAAAAUCAGAUUGCAUUCAGGAACAUUCAAUUGCUAUAAAAUCCGAAGUUGUACCAACAGAAAUUCCAGAAAUCCCAAAUUAUAUUUGCCUUGGAAAGGCUAUUGGAUCAUUGGUGCCAUCACGGACCAAUUGUAGUGAAUAUUAUUCCUGUAUUAGUAGCAGUCCUAUUGUACAAACAUGUGGCAUCGGAAUGCAUUUUGAUUCCUAUUCUCAAAUAUGUAUUUCAUCAGAAUUAUCAAAUUGUGUGAUUAAACGAAAAGUUGAAGUUACAACCACUCGAAAACCUGAACUUAUUGAAGUCGUUUGUAAGGGAAAGUUUGAUGGCGAAAAGUUUCCUGUUCCAGGUAAUUGUACGAGGUACUUUGAUUGUCUCGAACACAAGGCAUAUGUAAAAUCAUGUGGGGACAAACAUUUCUAUCCUGUAAGUAGGACUUGCAUUGAUCCUGAGGUGUCAGAAUGUUUCGAAGGAACUGUUCGGGUAAAAACCGUUACGACCGAAUCGAGUCAUGUUAAUGAUACGAUCAUUGAAGGAAAUAAAGUUAUUUCGAAAGUAAAAACUAAAAUUAUUGAUUCUGAUGAAAUAGAAGAUGUAAAUGAAGAUAAAACAAUAGUUGGGAGAGUUUUACAGAAGUUGAAUGAUUUUAAAUAAUCUGUUUUAAACGAUUUAUAUUUAAAAAAAAUGUGGCGAUAAAAUAAAACAAAUGUUUUGCAUUUCUUUGAGUUUUUUUUUUAUAUUCGUCAGAUAUUCUUCUUUUUAUUAGCUUGUCAGCUUACAUGAUUAUUUCUCUGCUACUUCUUGGUGAACACUAGAAUACUUCUCAUAUUUCUUUUUUGCUGUUUGUAUCAGAGUUAAAAUUUACUUUUUGACAAAUGUCAAAAUGACAUUUACCUAUUUUUAGUAGGGAUGAUCACAA